This is a messenger RNA of Glycine soja, 1466 nucleotides long. Its product is annotated as transcription factor bHLH30-like. The coding region runs from base 356 to 1135 and encodes 259 amino acids. The transcript is spliced from 2 exons. Gene Ontology annotation, molecular function: DNA-binding transcription factor activity; protein dimerization activity. Gene Ontology annotation, biological process: regulation of DNA-templated transcription. Lineage: Eukaryota; Viridiplantae; Streptophyta; Magnoliopsida; Fabales; Fabaceae. The record is from RefSeq and is a predicted model, not a curated record.
AAAAUAGUGCAGGAGCCACACCCCCAACAUCUUGUUGGGGACAAAGAACUACUCCAAUAUUAAAAGGUGUUGUGUUCUUGUUCUUCCUUCCUUAACAACACAGGUCAAGUGUUCUGCAAUUCUUACUUAGUACCCUUCAGAUCUUUUCUCAUUAUUACUUCUUUUGCCAUCUUCAUAUGCUGUCACUGACACUGUUACACUGUUUCAGACACUCACCAUUCUUACUUAGUUCCAAACACACACACACUCCAAACCCACUAUAAGAAAGAACAAAACAACCCCAUUUCCCAUUUCACGUGCUAUUUGUGAAAUCACCUACCCUUUUGAACAUUAACUUUAUUAUUGUUAUUGAGGCAUGGAAAUGGAAGAUUUUUUAUGGGGUGGUGGCAUUGAUGAAGAUGUCACCAAGAGGAAAAGUGAUGGUUUUGAAGGAAGCAAUGGUGUGAUUGGAAGUGGGUGGUGUGGUUCAUCUUUCUCUCUGGUAUUGGAUAGGGAGAGAGGGGAGCUUGUGGAGGAACCUGUGAGAUUGGAAAAGAAAGGGGUGUCCACUGAGAGAAGCAUUGAAGCUUUGAAGAGCCAUAGUGAGGCAGAGAGGAAAAGGAGGGCAAGGAUUAAUGCACAUCUUGAUACACUUCGCAGUGUGAUUCCGGGUGCUAUGAAGAUGGACAAAGCAUCAUUACUUGGUGAGGUUAUUAGACAUUUGAAAGAGCUGAAGAAGAAUGCAGCACAAGCUUGUGAGGGUUUGAUGAUACCAAAGGACAAUGAUGAAAUAAGUGUUGAAGAACAGGAGGGUGGGUUGAAUGGUUUUCCUUAUUCAAUUAGAGCAUCACUAUGUUGUGAAUAUAAACCCGGAUUGUUGUCUGAUAUAAAACAAGCACUAGAUGCUCUCCAUCUUAUGAUAACAAGGGCAGAUAUUGCAACCUUGGAAGGCAGGAUGAAGAAUGUCUUUGUGAUAAUUAGUUGCAAAGAACAGAACUUUGAAGAUGCCGCAUACCGUCAGUUUCUUGCCGUUUCUGUUCACCAAGCUCUCAAGUCUGUGCUCAAUAGAUUUUCUGUUUCGGAGGACAUUUUAGGAACCAGGAAAAGAAGAAGGAUUUCUAUAUUCAGUUCUUCAUCUUUAGAAGAUUUUUUGUAAGAUACCUUGUUAUGUAAUUUAAAUCUGCAUAUCCAUAGUUCCAUACCAAGUUUGAAUGUGAUGAGGAGGUGAGUCAUAGUAGUGAUUUCAUGUACCAUGUAAACUCAUGUAUACAUACUGAAAUGUUGUUCCAUGAUUUGUAACUUGGAUAUGUACUUCUUAGAAGACAAAUCAUGUGAAGAAUUCUGGGGUGUACAAAUAUUUAGGUGCUUUGACAGAUUGGUUGAUGGAUAACCGAUCAUAGCACUUUUAAUCCUUUGAUUUAAAUAGAGUCUUCUGUGAUAUUGUACCCUGUUUACUGAAGGAUAUCGAUAUCUAUUGUUAAAGCAAA